UCCCCCAAAUGUCAGGACAGUACAGAUAUCCCCCAAACGUCAGGACAGUACAGAUAUCCCCCAAACGUCAGAACAGUACAGAUAUCCCCCAAACGUCAGAACAGUACAGAUAUCCCCCAAAUGUCAGGACAGUACAGAUAUCCCCCAAAUGUCAGAACAGUACAGAUAUCCCCCAAAUGUCAGAACAGUACAGAUAUCCCCCAAACGUCAGGACAGUACAGACAUCCCCCAAUGUCAGAACAGUACAGAUAUUCCCA
This is a messenger RNA of Staurois parvus, 257 nucleotides long. Lineage: Eukaryota; Metazoa; Chordata; Amphibia; Anura; Ranidae. The record is from the annotation of a GenBank genome assembly.